Tarenaya hassleriana is the source of this 3800-nucleotide messenger RNA. Its product is annotated as probable methyltransferase PMT27. Gene Ontology annotation, molecular function: methyltransferase activity. The transcript is spliced from 7 exons. The record is from RefSeq and is a predicted model, not a curated record. Bases 214 to 2820 code for a protein of 868 amino acids. Gene Ontology annotation, cellular component: endosome; cytoplasm; trans-Golgi network. NCBI's taxonomy places the organism in Eukaryota, Viridiplantae, Streptophyta, Magnoliopsida, Brassicales, Cleomaceae.
UUAAAGGAGAUGUGCCUAAAUUUAUAGUGUUAACAGAUUAAGGAAGGCAAUGCCCGACUCCGUAGGAUCUUUGAUCAAGUCAACUUGCUCACACUCCGCAAACACCUCCACCUCUCUUCGCGUCCAUUUAUAUUUCUAGUGUUUUUGCCACUUUUUUUAUAACUCAAUUUUUGUAUUUCUCAUUUUUCUCCUUUUAUUUUCGCUAAAAAAAGAAUGGCGGUUGGGAAAACUCGAGGGAACAAGCGGAGUGCGACAACCUCGUACGCGUCGACCGUUACGACGGUAAUAUUCGUGGCACUAUGCGUGAUUGGUGUGUGGAUGCUUUCGUCCAACAGCGUAACUCCGCCGCAGAUAACACGUGCCUCCACCCGAACAGCUUCCGUCACUGAGAGCAAUGAACAGCAGCCCGUCUUCGAAGACAAUCCCGGCAAGCUCCCCGACGACGCCAUCAUGUCGGACGAGUCCAAGGAUAAGAACGAAGGCUCUGCCGCCGAAGUGGCGGAGAAACAGAGGCAGGGAGAGGGUUCCAGACAAGAGACCGAGCAGAAGAGCGAGGAAGAUAACGAAGGUGAUAAAGAGAAGGAGAACAGCGAGAAAGAGAAGGGACAGGUGAUGAAGGAGGAGUACGAGAAAGAACAGCGGGAACAGAGAGAAGAGGAUGAGGGCACGCAAGGACAAGACGUGUUGGAACAGGGAAAGAAACAAGGCCAUGAUCUGGAUUCCUCCAACUCUGAGGUGGUUACGUUCACGGAUUCAACCAGGGAUGAGCAACCCACUGAACAUGGCUUCUUGAAAGGGGUGUCUCAGAAUGAGACAUCAUCAGAUGACGCAAAGAACCAAGAAAACGGGCAACAACAACAGGAGGAUCCAAGCUCGGGAAGAGAGGAAAAUGUGCAGGAAGACGAACAGAACACGACGACAGAUGAAAACGGGAGGACACAACAGAACACGGAUAAUGGACAACAACAGGCGGAACAGAGCACAGUGCCAGAAGAAGAAGAUGGGCAGACAAACAAGAAACAACAGGAGGAGGAGGAGGAGAAGGGGACAGAUGCAGGAGGGGCUUCUUCUGGCUCAGGGGAAUCUUUUCCAGGAGGAGGAAACUCAGUGAUACCCAAAGAGUCUCCAGAGUCGAAGAAGUCUUGGAAGACUCAGGCGACUGAAUCUAAAAACGAGAAACAGAGACAGAGAGACGAAUUGGAUAGUGGGGAGAGCAAGUUGGAUGUGAAAGCAUGGGAACUGUGCAAUACCACUGCUGGUCCUGAUUACAUCCCAUGCUUAGACAACGAAGAAGCUAUAAUGAAACUGAGGAGCAGACGACACUUUGAGCACAGAGAGAGGCAUUGCCCGGAGGACCCACCGACAUGUCUGGCCCCUCUUCCAGAGGGGUACAAGGAGUCCAUCAAGUGGCCGGACAGCCGAGAUAAGAUAUGGUACCAUAACGUACCACACACAAAGCUGGCGGAGGUAAAAGGACACCAGAACUGGGUUAAGGUGACCGGCGAGUUCUUGACGUUUCCUGGUGGCGGAACACAGUUCAUCCACGGCGCUCUCCACUAUAUUGACUUCCUUCAGCAGUCACUGAAACGCAUUGGGUGGGGUAAACACACCCGGGUCAUACUGGAUGUCGGAUGUGGAGUGGCAAGCUUUGGAGGUUACCUCUUUGAAAGGGAUGUUCUAGCUAUGUCUUUAGCGCCAAAAGAUGAACACGAGGCUCAGGUUCAGUUUGCACUCGAAAGGAGGAUCCCGGCCAUCUCUGCAGUAAUGGGCUCUCAACGGCUCCCAUUCCCAAGCCGAGUGUUUGAUCUCAUCCACUGUGCCCGUUGUAGAGUCCCCUGGCACAAUGAAGGCGGUUUGCUUCUUCUGGAACUGAACCGGCUUCUCCGUCCAGGUGGUUAUUUUGUGUGGUCUGCUACUCCAGUCUACCAGAAGCUUGAAGAAGAUGUCCAAAUCUGGAAAGAGAUGUCCUCGUUGACAAAAUCCAUGUGCUGGGAUCUUGUGACUAUCAACAAGGAUAAACUCAAUGGUGUUGGUGCCGCCAUCUUCCGGAAACCUGUCUCGAAUGAAUGCUAUGAAAAAAGACAGCAACAGCAGCCUCCGAUGUGCAAAAACGACGAUGAUGCCAAUGCAGCCUGGUACGUACCUCUACAAGCAUGCAUGCAUAAGGUGCCCAUCAAUCCAGUUGAAAGAGGGAGCAAAUGGCCCGUGGACUGGCCUCGUAGGCUUCAAGCACCUCCUUAUUGGCUAAACAGCUCUCAAAUGGGGAUCUAUGGAAAACCAGCACCUCAGGACUUCACAACAGAUUAUGAGCACUGGAAGCAAGUAGUUAGCAAGGUAUACAUGAACGAAUUAGGCAUCAGCUGGUCUAAUGUCAGAAAUGUAAUGGACAUGCGAGCUGUCUACGGAGGUUUUGCAGCAGCUCUAAGGGACCUGCAGGUCUGGGUCAUGAAUGUAGUUAACAUAAAUUCGCCAGACACACUGCCGAUAAUCUAUGAGAGGGGGCUGUUUGGAAUUUACCAUGACUGGUGUGAAUCUUUCAGCACAUACCCUCGAAGCUAUGAUCUCCUGCAUGCAGAUCAUCUUUUCUCUAAGCUGAAGGAGCGGUGCAAACUUGCUCCUGUGAUGGCAGAAGUCGAUAGAAUUGUUCGACCAGGAGGUAAAUUCAUUGUUCGCGAUGAGUCCAACAUUGUCAGGGAAGUUGAAACUCUGUUGAAGUCCCUCAACUGGGACGUCCACCUAACCUUCUCCAAGAACCGCGAGGGAAUAUUAAGCGCACAAAAAGGAUUCUGGAGACCAGAUGCAACCCAAGCUUCUUCCUGAAAGAAAGACAAUGAUUUUCCUCCUCUUGACUUCCAAUAGCACAGUAGUCUCAUGAUACAUCAUUCGCUCAUAUCUGUAAACCAAAAACUUCUUGCUAGCAGCAGAAGCUGGGCAAGGAGUUCAGUAAAAGAAUAGCACUACACUUAUGAAACUAGACUAAUCAGAACAUCAACAUCAGUUUUUUUUUUUAAAAGUAAAUUUCAUGUUCUACAUUGAUUUCGAUCUUUAUCCCGAAUGAGCCAUGGAAUCAGAAAAGUAAGGCACACUCGUGAAAGAAAUGUAUGCUAGCGACAUGGUUAAUGAGGGGUCACUGAUGCUUUUAAGAGCAUCAUCACAAGAUUUCAUCAAAAUCUUGUAUUCCUUCUCCUACAUCACAUGAUUCCGCUUUUCCUCUUCCCAAAUCAAUACUCUGCAAAGCAGCUCUAAUGUCUGGAACAAGAUAAAUGAGCAAGAAUGUAAAUUAGAAGCCAGAGUUGCCACCAAGCAAGAUUAAUGGGUGAAAACAGAACAAUAAAAAAACGAAAUUUAGAACAAAAGGCUACAACAAGGUCCACCAAUGUGGCUUUUUCCACUUACAAAAACUUGGCAACCGACAAACUCCAGAAGGCUCAUACUGGAUUUGAGGAUAUCCCAGGAAGAAAGAGGUUAUCUUGGGUACAACUCCACAGAGUAACGAAUGAAGAAGAGAGAACAAAGACAAAUACCUCUAAGAUCAAGCCCCGCUAUCAAUGGCGUUUGGCAGCCAUGCAGUACAGCUUCACACAAAGCAAAACCACAAAGAACGCCAAAACAUAUAACCCCAGUAUACCAAUCGGGAAAUAAUCGAUUGAAGGCUAUCCAAACUCAAAUUCCGGGCUGCAAACCUCAGAAACUAUAACCAAAAAUUAUAUAAAUAGUUUCAUACGAAUCAAUUUAGGUUUAAAGCGUUCAACAAUUACCCAAGAAAUCGAAAACAGUUACACCUCUUUUUCACACGAUGG